CUAAAUAUUUUAUUUAGAGAACGAUUAUCCCUCACUGCUACCGUGUGCUGUCAGUCUGUUAUUUAUAGACCAUAUAGUUGGCAGCCGCAGCUGAGUAAUAUUAAGAGACGUAAGAGGACCCUGCAGGACAGGAAAUCGAGGACACUAAACCGUGGAGACAAUGCUGUUCAGAUUCGGCGUCAUUCUCACCCCGGAGUCUGCAGACGUGGAGGUGCUUGUUGUGGGUUCACGUGUGGAAAUGGGUCAGUGGGACCUGAGCAGAGCUGUAUAUAUGAAACCGUCACAAAAGCUAACGUCCACGCAGGAACCGGGUCUGUGGUUCUGCGACGUGCAGCUGGCCGAACCGUGCAGCGAGCCGCUGUGGUUCAAGUUCGUCAAAAAGAACGGAGGAAACUACAUAUGGGAAGGUAGCAGCCCCACCCAUGACCGUUGCUGUUGCUAUGACAAGAGGAACAUGGUCGACGGAGUGCACUGCCAUCCAAUUGGUCACUGGAUAGAUGAAACAGGACACACAGAUGAGAUGAAACACACCACAAGAUUUUACUUUAUUGUGGCCGGUCAGAAGGCCAUGCACUUUUCCAGGGUGCUUCCACGCACCUGGCUGGGCAGUUGUCCGCGGCAGGUAGAGCAUGUGACAAUCAAGAUGAAGCACGAGUUGGGUAUCACCGCCGUCAUGAACUUCCAGACAAAGUGGGAUGUAAUAAACAACUCGCACGGCUGCAGACGCAACCCCGAGGAAGCCAUGACCUCGGAGACCAUGAUGCAUCUGUACAGAGACUGUGGCCUGGUGUAUGUGUGGCUGCCCACCCCUGACAUGAGCACAGAGGGUCGCAUCAGGAUGCUCCCUCAGGCUGUCUACCUUCUCCAUGGUCUCUUAGCCAACGGUCACACCGUCUACGUUCACUGUAAUGCCGGAGUAGGCAGGUCGACGGCCGCCGUCUGCGGUCUGCUCAUGUAUGUCCUUGGCUGGAGUCUGAGGCGGGUGCAGUACUUUGUUGCCCUCAGGAGGCCAGUAGCGUACAUCGACGAGGAGGCUUUAGUCCAGGCUCAGGCAGACUUUGUCCAGAAGUUUGGAAACUUGACACCGUCCUUCUCCUACCUGGAGAGUUAGGCUUUUUUUUUUGUUUGUUUUGAGUUUCUGUACUCCCACAUUUUUCUACUUGCACAGUUUUUUUUUCUUCCAACUAUGAAAAGCAACAAUCAGAGGCACUAAAGAAGGCACGCUUGUUUUACAAUAAUAAUAAUAAUUACCAUCUAGAUCAUAGAACACAAGUGGGGACUUGUGGUCACAGCACAAUCACUUCCAGGGUGAAAUACCAUCUCAAUGAUCAGCAAAUACUUUCAUGGAGGCCUAAACCUCAGGGCAGACAUUCGACUUGCAUCAGACCAGCUUCACCGAUGCAGAGAAGUAAUUAAGUCUACGGCGGACAUACUGACUGACAAGAUUGACAAGUGGAUUCUGAGGGACUGCAGACUGAUUUAUAUUGUUUUUGCUGCACAUUCUACCACGCACCUUUUUUUCAUAAUCAUAAUGUCAUCAUUUUGAUAGUUACAAAAAAAACAUCUUCCUGCUGUUGUUUGACUUUCUGUUCCAGCGCUGCGCAGAAUGUUCUUGUACUUUGUUGAUUUAUCGUGAAUAAUUGUGAUUAAUUGAGAUCUUUUUUUUACAAUCACUACCAGUUAUGCUUAAUCAUGAUUGAUCCGUAGCAAUUAAUCAGACUAGGAAUUGUUUGACAGCCCUACUUUAAUUAAAUGAAAAAGAAAAACAGGAAGACUUUUGCACAGUACUGUACUAUGUGUUUCACAUUCUAAUCUUCUGACCCUAAAUAUUACCUUCUGUCAAAUAAAGCACUUUAAAUCAGCCGAGAACACUGUUAACAGGUUUAAAGAACAGCUACAGGGGACUGUGAAAUGCCACUUCUUUUUUGCAACAGUUGUAAUCAUCAAUAAACAGUGCUGACAUUAUGAAAGGUGACUCUGAGCGUACAGUAUGUGUGAAACAGCAGAAACUAGAAUCCAACAAAUCCAGCCAAAUAUCAAGCCUUUAAAAGUGAGUUUUACAAAAAAAAAACAGACUUUAAGGAAUUGAGGCUGUUUUUUUUAAAUAUUAAUAUAAACUUGUUUUUUUGGUUCAAUUGUUCUUUCUGUUACUUUUUGCAUGUCCUGAUGCAUGAUGGUCUGAAUAUGAAAUCAUUAUUUACCAACUCUUUCAGCUGUCCUUAUUUUAUAGCAAAAUCUGGCAUAAAAAAGGCAACAAAUCUCUUUUUUUUUUUUUUUUGAAAAAAAGACAAUGUCUCUCCAUGUCUGUCACGGAGCCAUUCUGUCCACAGAUUUUGAAGAAUGCAGCUCUGCCCUAUCCUUUCCUGGGAGCUUGAUAACGUUUCAUCUUUAUUCAUUUAUCUGGCACAUCAUUUUCAGAUCCAUCUCCUCGGAAGCAAAAAAUAGCACAGUUGGCAGGCCCCUUUAUUUCAUACGAAAUAGAAAUAUUAUUAAAUCAUUGGAAUAUUGUUCCUCUGCCUUGACAUAUAAUAAGGACAUGUAACUUUUUCCAAGAAACAGUUUAUGCUGCAAGUCCCUGAUGUCAAUAGUCAGUAGUGACACAUAAUCUAAAUACCACAGGGCAAACCCAAACAAAACCCCCAAAGAAAGAGAAAAAUGAAAGUCCUUGAACAGUUAAGGACAAGAACCAGUGUCUCCGUGAAGAUGUCUUAUGAGUCAAUAAGACAUAUUUAUGUCUUAUAUUUAUUAUAUUAGAUUUAUGUCUGUCACUGCGAGAGUGACACAAACUAUUACUUGACAUUUACCAUGACAUCAAAUCUUAGGGAUUGUUCCGGUAAAACUACUCCCAUGUUUAAUUCAUUUUUCAACUGUAAAAAACAAAUUUAUCAAACAAAACAUUUACAGAACAUUCAGUGGGUCCAUAUACUUUCGAGUUUUGCCUCAUUUCUUACUAAGUUUUCCAACGAAAGAGGGUUUGGUUCAAAAAGACAAGUCAUUUAAAGGCUCAUUAAAUAUUAUUUUCCUUAAUUAUUCAUAUCUGUGAGAUGGAUGAGCCAGGCUCUCUGGACUGGGAUGGCACAUUCACUAGAAAUGCACUUUUAAUUACACCUGUGAGUGCGACAACAGCCACAAAAGUUUCACUCUGGAAGGGUGAACACACUUCCAUUCAAUAAGCCCUUUGACUGCAGAGACAAGGUUUUGGCACGAGCUCCACACAUAUAAAACACUUACGUCCAGGCAGAUCUAUUAGCUGAACCAGUUUACAACAGGCUUUUAUUCAUCACUGGCAUCUAAAGCCUCUUACCUGGGCAGAUGACACCACAGGUCAAACAUUAAAAGGAAUCACAGAUGAUUUAUAUGCAUCACAUCAGUCUUGGCAGCCACGACCAAUUUGCUUAAUAGACUCCAAAACCAGUCACGUCAUUUGCAUUGUCUGGUUUCUCCAUUUGGGCCUACAAAAAACCUAACAAUAAAGACACCGUUCUCGACUCUGCUUCGAGUCACUGUGUCAGGGACUGACUGUAAAGUACCGACUGCAGCCUCAGACUUGCAGACAUUCUGUAUUAACAGCUUUUUAUAUUUUUCAACAGAUUCCACCAGUAGCUGAUCCGGAUGGAACUGGAAGUUGAAUCAACAGCAGUAACAGUCAGGUCGACAGAACUUGAUUUUUAUGGGGAAAAAAGAUUUAAACCUAAAACCGAGUACUACCGGGGACGAGUACUACAGACUUAUAUCCUGGCAAAUAAGCUGGGAUCACCAACUAUGGAUGUAUGUCAGAGGGAUGGAAUUUUUCUGGACAGACAACUUGGGAACCAGACACUGAAAUAAAAA
This is a messenger RNA of Cynoglossus semilaevis (tongue sole), 3831 nucleotides long. RefSeq names its product EPM2A glucan phosphatase, laforin (gene epm2a). The record is from RefSeq and is a predicted model, not a curated record. The coding region runs from base 161 to 1111 and encodes 316 amino acids. The transcript is spliced from 4 exons. Gene Ontology annotation, cellular component: nucleus; cytoplasm. Gene Ontology annotation, biological process: protein dephosphorylation. Gene Ontology annotation, molecular function: protein tyrosine phosphatase activity; starch binding; carbohydrate phosphatase activity. NCBI's taxonomy places the organism in Eukaryota, Metazoa, Chordata, Actinopteri, Pleuronectiformes, Cynoglossidae.